Messenger RNA from Durusdinium trenchii, 1260 nucleotides. The record is from the annotation of a GenBank genome assembly. Lineage: Eukaryota; Dinophyceae; Suessiales; Symbiodiniaceae.
AUGUUGAACUGGCUUUGGGAAUCUGGCAAUUUCUUGAGCUGGGUUUCGGACAACCCAGAAAAUGCUCAUGACCGUGUUGAAGAAUAUUGGACACACUGUGAAGAGCUUGACUUCUUCCAUCGUCUUGGCUUGCCAAAGUCUCAAUACCGCUACUGCGUGCCAUUUCUGUUCCACGCCGACGGUGUCAAAAUUUAUAAGAGCCAAAAAGCAUGGGUGUACUCAUAUGCAUCGGCGUGUCGCAAGGGAACAUCCAUUGAGACAAAGCUGGUUCUGCUGAUUCUUCGGGAGGCAACUAUCAUCAAAGAUCGAUCGCACGAUCGCGUUGGAGAAACCAUCGGGUACAUCAUGCGAACUUUGAUGACAGGAACAUAUCCUUCUGUCGACCACCGUGGUGAGCCUUUCUUAGUGGGAUCUGCUGAGUAUGCCAGAGCUGGGAACCUCUUUGCGGGGGGCUGGUCCAUGGCCUUCAGUGGAUUCAAGAGCGAUUGGGAAGCCCGCCAUAUCAUACACAAAUCGAACAGAUUUUACAACAGUCGUUGGGUGUGCGAACAUUGUUUAGCAUCCAGGGAUCCGGACCUGACGUUUGGAGACUUCCGAAUGACGGCAAAUUGCCUCAGCCACCGUUUCUCUCACCAGGACUAUUUGAUCAUGAAUGCAAGCAGGCUGUCUUCGUGGGUGUCGGUGCCCGGCUGGACCAAAGACAGGAACUUAGAGGGAAUUGCUUGCGUGCUCGUUGCUGCCCUAGUCUGCGACUCCCUUGAACGGUCAAUCCCAGAUCUAACUUUGAAGAGCAUGGACCAGUUGCUCGCUUCUGAUGUCUAUGUGCAUUACAAAUCUUGGUGCAGGUCAAAAGGUCAUCAUGCCACCUCGUGUAGCUUCAGGUUCUCUACGGGCAGAUUUGGAAAAGAAACGUGGGCCACUUGCCCAGAACUGGGGUCAGUAUACAAGGCUGCUGUUGUCAAGAGUAUGAUCUUUUGGUGUGCUGCGUAUUUACGGGAACACCAAACAGCUCCGAACGGUCGGCUUCGCUAUUUGUGUAUGCAGCAGUUUGCAACUUUCCAGUACCUCUUGGACAGCAAUGGUCCAUUCUUUUCUAGAGACAUGUCUCUACGUAACCCUCGAUUCGAGCACUGCUAUCAGGAUGAGGACCUGAUGAUGGAGAUUUCUCGAAUCUCCUCUCGUACUCACCCUUCAACCAUGGAGCUGGUGACUAUGAGACGGUACAGAGCCCUCCUUCAGUUUUUCAUCCACCCAGCUUAA